This is a messenger RNA of Fonsecaea erecta, 1149 nucleotides long. RefSeq names its product cysteine synthase. The coding region runs from base 1 to 1149 and encodes 382 amino acids. The transcript is spliced from 2 exons. The record is from RefSeq and is a predicted model, not a curated record. Gene Ontology annotation, molecular function: cysteine synthase activity. Gene Ontology annotation, cellular component: cytoplasm. NCBI's taxonomy places the organism in Eukaryota, Fungi, Ascomycota, Eurotiomycetes, Chaetothyriales, Herpotrichiellaceae.
AUGGCCAACGCUUUGAGGACGUCAGUUCGACGCUUUGCGACCACUGCCGUUCGUGCAGCGACUGCAGAGUCGGUCAAUGCAUAUGGGAUUCGUGUCUCCAAAGCUCAAGGAGUGGUCGACACCCUUACGGGAGCCAUCGGCAACACCCCUCUGAUAAGACUCCAUAAGCUCUCCGCCGAAACCGGUUGUAACGUCCUGGGCAAGGCCGAAUUCCAAAACCCCGGUGGUAGCGUCAAGGACCGUGCGGCUCUAUAUGUUGUCAAAGAUGCAGAAGAACGGGGUCUGCUGAAGCCUGGAGGCACAGUUGUGGAAGGGACCGCAGGCAAUACCGGCAUUGGCCUGGCGCACGUCUGCCGAGCGAGGGGAUAUAAACUGGUCAUCUAUAUGCCAAACACCCAAUCACAAGGCAAGAUCGAUCUCCUGCGACUUCUAGGCGCCGAGGUAUAUCCUGUUCCGGCUGUCGCGUGGGAGAAUCCAGAAAAUUAUAACUGGCAGGCCAAAAGACAUGCAGAGAGACUGCAGAAGGAAGAUCCCGAACACGGUGCUGUAUGGACAAAUCAGUUCGAUAACACCGCCAAUCGCCUAGCCCAUAUUGUAACGACAGGCCCAGAAAUCUGGGCCCAGACCGACGGCAAAAUUGACGCCUUCACUUGCUCGACUGGAACUGGUGGAACGCUUGCAGGCGUGACUCGAUUCCUCAAAGACGUCAGCAAUAAUUCCGUCAAGUGCUUCCUGGCAGAUCCUCCUGGAUCGGUCCUCUAUUCCUACAUCACCUCCGGCGGCCAGCUCAAAGAGAGAACGGGUAGCAGUAUUACCGAGGGCAUCGGUCAAGGUCGCGUCACGGACAACCUGAAGCAAGAAGUCAAUGAGCUCGACGGCGCACUGAAUAUCUCCGACGAGAAGACUAUUGCCAUGGUGUACCGCUGCUUGGACGAAGAAGGGUUAUAUCUUGGAGCCAGCAGCGCACUAAAUGUGGUUGCCGCGAAAGAGGUCGCGGAGAAGUUGGGUCCCAACCAUACAGUUGUUACCGUCCUGUGCGACGGAGCCUACAGAUAUGCGGAUCGGCUCUUCAGCGACACAUGGCUCAAGAGCAAGAACCUGAGAGAAGCGAUACCCGAACAUUUACAGAAAUACAUUGUGCUGCCGUAG